AUGCCCACGUAUGAUAACGUUGUCAUUUUUGGUGCUUCCGGUGCGGUGGGCUCUGCUGCUGCACUCAGAGCCCAUACUGAUGGAGCAAAGGUUUCGCUCGCAAUGCGCGAUACUUCCAAGUCAGUAACCAAUCUCCAUGGAUUUCCGUUCGAGAGGUUUCAAGCAGAUCUCACCCAGCCUGAUACUAUUAAGGCUGCAGUUUGCCGGACGGGAGCAAAGGCUGCCUUUAUCUACGCCGUAUUUGGAGCUCCAGACCAUAUGAGACCAGCUAUUCGGGCCCUCAAGGAGUCUGGAAUUGAGUUUGUUGUGUUUCUGAGCAGUUUCACCAUCAUGACUACAAUCCGUGCGGUGCCUUCGGCCGACGUGAUUGCCCAUCACCAUGCCCAAAUCGAGAUUGUUCUUGAAGAGGAACUAGGUCCUGAAUCUUUUGUUGCUGUUCGUCCUUCAUAUUUCGCCAGUAAUGUCCUUCAGCACAGUAUUGGUAUCAAGAAAGGAGAAGUGAGACUGCCAAAUCCGGAUGCCGUCUUUGAUUUCAUCUCGCCCAAUGAUAUCGGUACUGUGGCUGGUGCGCUUCUGACUAGUGGGCAACGGGUUCGAAUGGUUGGACUACUUGGGCCUGAAAGACUUUCACUACGGGACGCUAUCGGUAUCGUCGGUACGGCUCUAGGAAAGACAAUCACCGUGAUGGGAAUUUCAGAGGAUGAGGCUGUGACACAGAUGGUUAAAUCCGGCAUUUCCCCAUCUCUAGUCAAGUGGGUCGUCCAAAAUGUCGUGCAUCGCCCACAUUACUUUUUUGAGAAUCCGGAUGCAUCUACGGCGAUCGACAAUAUUCAAAAAUACUCUAGCAAUACGCCGGAGCGGUUCCAGCAGUGGGUGGAAAACAACAAAGAUAGAUUCUAA
Molecule: messenger RNA, 900 nt
Organism: Aspergillus bombycis
Lineage: Eukaryota; Fungi; Ascomycota; Eurotiomycetes; Eurotiales; Aspergillaceae
Exons: 1
Coding region: 1-900 (299 amino acids)
Source: RefSeq, a predicted model, not a curated record